UUAGCACAUUUAAGGUAAUCUUGAUAAGUAAAGUUUACUAUGUAAUUAAGUUAUUAUUAUAACCAGCUGGUGUAAGUCAGAUAUCAUAAUGGACACGUUUGUAAUUGUUGAGAAACUAACACAAGGUCUGACAGUAAUUGCACUAGCAAGUGGCAUACCACCAUGUAUUCACAUGAUAAAGACUGGCAUCACCAAAAAUGUUCCUUUUAUUUUCUUCUUUCUUGGAAUGAUGAAUGGUGUGGUAGGAACAAUUUAUGGAUUAAUGAUAUCUAAUGCUACCUUACUGUACAUCAACCUUUUAGCCAUGAUCAUGAGUGCUGUAGGUGUGGUCUCAUACAUUACCAUGACAAAAUCAAAGAGUAAACCAUUGCUUCAGGUGUUAUUUGGAUCAAUAUUUUUAUUACUAAACCACUGGUAUUGUGUCAGUAUUGUGGUACAUGAAGCACAAGUUACAGAACAGUAUGGCCUGAUGAUGUUCUUCAUAAGUUUAGUACUCUUAGCAUCACCUGCUUUAGAAGUGAUAGAAUGCAUGAAAGAUAAAAGUGCAGAGGGUAUGUCUAUAGCUAUGAUUGUUGGAAACCUCAGUUGUUCUUUUGCCUGGUUGUUUUAUGGAAUUCUGCUCAAAGAUUUCUUUGUCUAUGCACCAAACAUAGUUGGAGUAGCUACAAACUUGGGUAAGGCUGUUGUCAAGGUCAUAUAUGGUGGAAAGAAAGAGAAAACAGCUUGACUCAAUAAGAAUAUUAUUUCCUAUAACUGUUAUAGAAUUUAUAAUGGGUAAUGCUUCUAUAAUGGAAAUCAAAUGUAACAUUUACUUAUUGAAAUAUAUUUUAAGUUUGUUUUAUAUGAUGAGAAAGAUGUUAGUCAAAUAAAAAAAAAAUGUGACCAUUCUGAAAUAGCCAAUACAUAAAUUGAAGGAACCUUUUGCACUUGCAUGGCUAUAAAGUACUAUAUCAAUGUAUUUUCGUACAACUUGAUAAAAUAAGUAAAAUGGAGAAUUUAAAAUAUAAAUACUUAUAACUGACAACGAAAUGUCUUUAAUUCUGAGGGAUUUUAUUUGGUACUUUUAAAUUAUUUAAGAUUAAAGGGAAAUUCAAUUUAAGGGGCCUUAAGGUCUUCUUAUACCUCCUAUAUUUUUAUGAUCUUUUCAGUUUCAUAAUUUCAUUAAAAUGUUAGAUUGCCUUAAACCAUGUAAAAAAUUGCAUGUUUUGUCUUUAAUGUAUGACAUCCAGUUUUGUGAUUUUGUUUUCCUCAAUAUUUAAGAUGAAGGUACUAUUUUAUAUUCAUUGAAGGAAACCAAUGUUCAUUUUAUUUACUAACUGGUGUUUGAAAAAAAAAACAAUUAUUUACUGUGAUACUCGAAAUAAUGUUUUUUUUAGCUUGAAGAAUUUAUCUUUACAAAUUUAUAAAUAAUCUAGUCGCAAAUUGUACAGGUUUACCAUUUUAUUUUACUUAUACUAUAUAAAUUUUAUAGUUUUAACCUUAAACAGAUAUCAAAUUGGAAAACAUAAAAUGAAGGUUCAUUUUAUAAAUGUAGGUGCUAUUCAUGAUCAGGUGCUAAAACAAAUUUUUUCAACAAUAUAUUUUUUCUAGGAAAUGUUAUGUAUCCUCAACAUGUUAUAUGUAAAUGAAUAAUGUAAGACUCGUUAUAUUUGAAGGACAAACAUAUAAUGGUGCUUUAAUUGAGAU
Messenger RNA from Mytilus trossulus (common blue mussel), 1686 nucleotides. RefSeq names its product sugar transporter SWEET1-like. Gene Ontology annotation, biological process: carbohydrate transport. The transcript is spliced from 6 exons. NCBI's taxonomy places the organism in Eukaryota, Metazoa, Mollusca, Bivalvia, Mytilida, Mytilidae. The record is from RefSeq and is a predicted model, not a curated record. Gene Ontology annotation, molecular function: sugar transmembrane transporter activity. Gene Ontology annotation, cellular component: membrane. Bases 89 to 727 code for a protein of 212 amino acids.